Messenger RNA from Protopolystoma xenopodis, 531 nucleotides. The record is from the annotation of a GenBank genome assembly. Lineage: Eukaryota; Metazoa; Platyhelminthes; Monogenea; Polystomatidea; Polystomatidae.
UUGACCAUCAUCUUUAUUUUAAAAUCUAUUUUAUUCCAGCCGCAUCCCCCAGUCUCAUCGCCUUCACUCCAUCCUACAUGUUCUGUAUCGCUCAACUGCCCGCUUUCUGUCUCUUCUCCCCUUGCUUUCGGGCUUUCAGGAUUAUCUGAAUCUACCAAGUUACCUCAUUCUUUUGGUUCCCAUUCUGUUACUGCCGGUAGAAAAACUGAGAUUUCAGAAGAGUUACACGCUAGGUCGCAGAAGGUUUUAGCAGAACAAUCAGAAUAUGAAAAAAAUUCGACACCACUUAAGCCAACCUUAGCAUCGGAAGAAGAUGGCAUUCGAGGGCAGCAACAAAGAAUUCUUUUGAAUGACCUGCAACAACAACAGCGCCAUCAAUUAGAGCAUGUGAUGCAGCAAACCCCACAACCGCAACAUCAGCAACAACUGCCGCUCUCUGACAUUUCCGUCGAUGAUCUGGCCUCAUAUAUGGAGCAUACUGUACACAUUCCUGGUCGUAUGUCUGACAUGGCUCAACGCAUAUGGAUUUAG